AUCAUUUUCUUUAUCUCGCCACAUAAGAUAACAAAGGUUUACUCUUGUACCAGACCAGUCCAUUUGAAUACUGAAUGAUUGUUUUCUUGAUGGACUGAAUUAAUGGCUGCUGAAACUAAAGCUUUAUCAACACAGGUUUCCCUGUAAUUUUCAUUGUUUUGGAAGUCUCAAGUGUUUGUUUAAGUGUCAGUCAUCAGUAGAUCAGUAUGGAGUUGAUUUCUCUUCCUCUAGUUCUCUUGCUGAUUUCAAACAUCCACUCUGAACAAACUGAAGAUGUAACACCAACUCUGACUGUGCAGCCACAGACGUCUGUGUUCAUUGGAGACUCAGUUACUCUGAUCUGUGAGGUUCAUCAGUCCACUGGAUGGGAGUUUAUCUUCAUAAACCCUUCAAACACUGAAACCACUGAAACUACAGGAACUAAAACAAUCAGAUCUGUGCAAGUCUCUGAUGGAGGAGAGUACACAUGCAUAGCCAGAAAAAAAGAAAACCCUCAGGUUUAUACACAAUACAGUAAACCAAUAACAGUGACAGUAAGUGAUAUAACACCAACUCUGACUGUGGAGCCACAGACGUCUGUGUUCAUUGGAGACUCAGUUACUCUGAUCUGUGAGGUUCAUCAGUCCACUGGAUGGGAGUUUAUCUUCAUAAACCCUUCAAACACUGAAUCCACUAAAACUACAGGAACUAAAACAAUCAGAUCUGUGCAAGUCUCAGAUGAAGGAGAGUACAAGUGCAGAGCUGGAAGAGGAAAUCCUCAGGUUUAUACACCAAACAGUGAACCAAUAACAGUGACAGUACAGGCUUUACCCAGAGUUACAGUGAAAGUAACACCAGACAGAUCUGUGUUCACUGGAGAGACAGUCACUCUGAAGUGUGAGAUAGAGGAUCAGUACAGAUCAUUAAACUGGAGAUAUCUGUGGUAUAAAGACACAACUGAAGUGUUUAACUCUGAGCGUUACACUGUAAACAGAGACUCUCUCACUAUCAACAGAGUUACUGAAUCUGAUCAGGAUAAGUACUGGUGUAGAGGAGAGAUACACGGACGACCAAAGACUUCACUUUCAAGCUCUGCUGUUUAUCUCAUAGUGAGGGCUUUACCCAGAGUUACAGUGAAAGUAACACCAGACAGAUCUGUGUUCACUGGAGAGACAGUCACUCUGAAGUGUGAGAUAGAGGAUCAGUACAGAUCAUUAAACUGGAGAUAUCUGUGGUAUAAAGACACAACUGAAGUGUUAAACUCUGAGCGUUCCACUGUAAACAGAGACUCUCUCACUAUCAACAGAGUUACUGAAUCUGAUCAGGGCCGGUUCAGCUGUAGUGCAGAGAUACAUGGACGACCACAGACUUCACUAUCAAGCUCUGAUUUUUAUCUUAUAAUGAGGGCUUUACCCAGCAUUACAGUGAGAGUAACACCAGACAGAUCUGUGUUCACUGGAGAGACAGUCACUCUGAAGUGUGAGAUAGAGGAUCAGUACAGAUCAUUAAACUGGAGAUAUCUGUGGUAUAAAGGCAGAACUGCAGCGUUUAACUCUGGGCUUUACACUGUAAACAGAGACUCCCUCACUAUCACUGGAGUUACUGAAUCUGAUCAGGAUCUUUUCUGGUGUAGAGGAGAGAUACACGGACGACCACAGACUUCACUAUCAAGCUCUGUUGUUUAUCUCAUAGUGAGGGCUUUACCCAGAGUUACAGUGAGAGUAACACCAGACAGAUCUGUGUUCACUGGAGAGACAGUCACUCUGAAGUGUGAGAUAGAGGAUCAGUACAGAUCAUUAAACUGGAGAUAUCUGUGGUAUAAAGACACAACUGAAGUGUUUAACUUUAAGAAUUACAUUGUAAACAGAGACUCUCUCACUAUCACUGGAGUUACUGAAUCUGAUCAGAAUAAGUACUGGUGUAGAGGAGAGAGAGAUGGACGACCCUCAUCCUCACAGGACAGUGAUCAUGUGACUCUCUCUGUUAAAGCUUUACCCAGAGUUACAGUGAAAGUAACACCAGACACAUCUGUGUUCACUGGAGAGACAGUCACUCUGAAGUGUGAGAUAGAGGAUCAGUACAGAUCAUUAAACUGGAGAUAUCAGUGGUAUAAAGGCAGAACUGGGACUUCAGUGUUUGAGGGAAACAUCUACACCAUCAGAUCACCAUCAGAUCAGGAUGAGUUCUGGUGUAGAGGAGAGAGAGAUGGACAACCCUCAUCCUCACAGGACAGUAAUCAUGUGACUCUCUCUGUUAAAGGAUCAAAACCAAAACCUGAAGUCACAUCAGAUACUGAAGGAUCUGUACUGACAGAGAGUCUUAAACCUGUAGUGAGUGUUGAUCCUGACAAAAAGCUGUUCAGAGGAGAAACUGUUACUCUGAGAUGUGACAUACAGGAUACAGGACACACUGAGUGGACAUACAGCUGGACUGUAGAGAAGACAAAUAACAGAAAUAUAAUCACACAAUGCAACACACAAGAGUGUAAAAUCAACAACAUUCAACAGACUGACAGUAAUAAAUACACCUGUAGAGGAAAGAUACGUGAACAAAACACUGAGAUGAGUGAUGCUGUUACACUGACUGUAUCAUCAGAUAAACCACAGACAGUUUUAAGUGUUUCUCCACAGCAGUGGUUGACUGAAGGAGAUUCAGUGACUCUGAGGUGUGAGGUUAGAAGUUCAUCUACAGGCUGGACAUUCAGCUGGUUCACUCUACAGAAUGUUGAUUAUGAGCUGGUGUCAAACAGCAGUGGAGGAUCUAAAGGCAUCUACACAGUGAGUUCAGUGACUGUGAAGCACACAGGAGUUUAUAUGUGCAGAGCAGAGAGAGGAGAUCCAGUCUAUCACACAGAGUACAGUAACACACAAACACUGUGGAUCACUGGUGUUUCUCCUUCAGUCUCUCUGAUCAUCAGACCCAACAGAUCUCAACACUUCUCAUCUGAAUCUCUCUCUCUGAGCUGUGAGGAUCACAGUAACUCUACUGGAUGGACAGUGAGAAGAUACACAGACAAACUGAAACCUUGUUCAGACUGGAGAUCUACAGGAACAACAUCUACAUGUACAAUCAGAUCUCUCCACACAUCUGAUACUGGAGUGUACUGGUGUCAGUCUGAAUCUGGAGAGAAACUUCAUCCUGUUAAUAUCUCAGUACACAAUGUUGAUGUGAUUCUGGACAGUCCUGUUGAUCCUGUGACUGUAGGAGAUAAUCUGACUCUAUGCUGUUUAUAUCGAGAUAAAAAUCCCUCUAACCUGAGAGCCGAAUUUUAUAAAAAUGAAUCAGUGGUGCAGAAUCAGACUACAGGAGACAUGAUGAUCAUCUCUACAGUCUCAAAGUCACAUGAGGGUUUCUACUACUGUAAACACCCAGAGAGAGGAGAGUCUCCAAAGAGCUGGAUCUCAGUCAGAGAUAAACCACAGACAGUUUUAAGUGUUUCUCCACACCGGUGGUUGACUGAAGGAGAUUCAGUGACUCUGAUGUGUGAGGUUAUAAGUUCAUCUACAGGCUGGACAAUCAGCUGGUUCGCUGGUAAUAUCUCAGUGAAUAAAGAUGUUGAUUAUAAGCUGGUGUCAGUCAGCAGUGGAGGAUCUAAAGGCAUCUACACAGUGAGUUCAGUGACUGUGAGGCACACAGGAGUUUAUAUGUGCAGAGCAGAGAGAGGAGAUCCAGUCUAUCACACAGAGUACAGUAACACACACACACUGUGGAUCACUGGUGUUUCUCCUUCAGUCUCUCUGAUCAUCAGACCCAACAGAUCUCAACACUUCUCAUCUGAAUCUCUCUCUCUGAGCUGUGAGGAUCACAGUAACUCUACUGGAUGGACAGUGAGAAGAUACACAGACAAACUGAAACCUUGUUCAUCAUCAGACUGGAGAUCUACAGGAACAACAUCUACAUGUACAAUCAGAUCUCUCAUCACAUCUGAUACUGGAGUGUACUGGUGUCAGUCUGAAUCUGGAGAGAAACUUCAUCCUGUUAAUAUCUCAGUACACAAUGUUGAUGUGAUUCUGGACAGUCCUGUUCAUCCUGUGACUGAAGGAGAUCCUCUGACUCUACGCUGUUUAUAUCGAUAUAAAAACCCCUCUAACAUGAGAGCUAAAUUUUAUAAAGAUGGAUCAGUGGUGCAGAGUCAGACUACAGGAGACAUGAUGAUCAUCCCUACAGUCUCAAAGUCACAUGAGGGUUUCUACUACUGUAAACACCCAGAGAGAGGAGAGUCUCCAAAGAGCUGGAUCUCAAUCAGAGCCUCAGGAUCUUCAUCUCUUGGUCUUACUGUUGGUCUGUGUCUUGGACUGAGCGUCAUGUUUUUGAUAUUUUUCUUGGUGUGGUGCUAUAAAAACAAAAAACUCUCUCAGUCUCCCUCAGCUGUCAGUCAACAGCAGAACAUCAGUCAGACAUCAGAUCAAACACAGACUGAAGACACUCCACUGCAAACUGACAAUGUAAGCGAAUCAGUUGAUCUCAACUAUGCUAAUAUUGAACUGGAACCUAAGAAAGAAAUGGAGACAAGAGAGAAAGAAAAGAAAGGAAUUAACAGUGAAAGGGAAGACACUGUAUACUCUAAACUGAAGAAGAGCAGAGAUCAAGAUGUUGCUUGAGGAAAAAAUAUGAGAAGAAAAAAAUGGCUGUACGUUUAUCAAUAAUCCAGUAAUAUGAUCAGCCUAUACCUUCACAUGCAUCAUUAGAGUAAAUGCUUGCUAAUCUUUGAUUGUCUAAUAGCAUGAUAGAGUUUUUUGUUAGGAUAUUUUUUAUAAACAUUUCGUGUUAAGUCUGUGUGCAGCAUGUAAGAUGACCUGACUUUCA
Molecule: messenger RNA, 4785 nt
Organism: Paramisgurnus dabryanus
Lineage: Eukaryota; Metazoa; Chordata; Actinopteri; Cypriniformes; Cobitidae
Source: RefSeq, a predicted model, not a curated record